AUGCACGAUAAUAAACGAUCUCAUCCUCUUCUGGAACAAGUGCCUCUCACAGUCUCACCAUUUGUGUCUCUUCCAACAGCGACAACGCUCUCAUACAACUACAAGACCAUGCCUUCCAACAUCCCCCCCUCAUCUCUGGGCAUCGAGGCAGCAUCAGACAACCCCGCAAGUCAGGCCAAACCCAAAUACGUGGUAUCCAGCUCCGGUCACGCAGCGCAUCCCGAGGACAUCAUGGCCUCGUGCCGCGCACUGAAAGCUUACGUGACUAAGAUGCAGGAGGACGCAGAGCGUGAGCUGAGGGAAUUUGACGAGAGGAUCAAGGCGCGCGAACUCGCCGAGAAGAGGAGGGUGGCUCCAGGGUGGCUCGAUAGUGAGAUGCACAUCUUGGAGCCUGAGAAGAGUACCCCGGUGCAACAGCAUGGUGUUGGAAGCGUGCCGGAACCUCAGGAGGGUCAAAGUGGACCGAGUGCGAAUGCGACAGAAGACCAAGGUGCUGAGUUAGACCGGGUGUUUGGUGGAAUGGCUUUGAAAUAG
Molecule: messenger RNA, 534 nt
Organism: Fusarium sp. VM40
Lineage: Eukaryota; Fungi; Ascomycota; Sordariomycetes; Hypocreales; Nectriaceae
Source: the annotation of a GenBank genome assembly